This is a messenger RNA of Patiria miniata (bat star), 2027 nucleotides long. RefSeq names its product NAD-dependent protein deacetylase sirtuin-7-like. The transcript has 10 exons. The record is from RefSeq and is a predicted model, not a curated record. Gene Ontology annotation, molecular function: NAD+ binding. Bases 31 to 1470 code for a protein of 479 amino acids. Lineage: Eukaryota; Metazoa; Echinodermata; Asteroidea; Valvatida; Asterinidae.
AGUAGGGGCCUGACUAUUUCAAACAUAAACAUGGCGACGAAUUUGCAAAAUGUGCAGGAGAGAUCGCGGCCUGCCAGAAAUUGUGCAAAUAAGAUCGAUCGCUCUGCUGUUUUGAAGAAACAGGAGGUCAAGGAAAAGGAGAGGAGGGUCAAGGAGGUUCUUUCCAAGCCAGUCAAGUUGAGGAGCAAAGAUGACAAGAAACUACUGAGGGAAUGCAAGGAUGUCGUCAAGGAGCUGGAACGACGAGCAAGACUCAAGGAGUUGGUGAAGAAGAAGACGAUAGAGGUUGAAGACAGCAGUGAUGUUCUUGAAGCUAAGGUUGAUGAGUUGGUAUCGGCCAUCAAUAAGUCCAAGCAUCUAGUGGUGUACACUGGAGCUGGAAUCAGUACGGCUGCUUCCAUACCGGAUUACAGGGGACCAAGCGGUGUGUGGACGCUGCUACAGAAGGGGCAAGAAGUCAGGACUAAGUCCCUUGUUGAUGCUGAUCCAACCCUGACACACAUGGCAAUCACAGAGCUGCAACGACAAGGCGUGGUCCAGCAUGUUGUUUCUCAGAAUUGUGAUGGUUUGCAUUUGAGAAGUGGCAUGCCGCUGAGGGCGUUGUCCGAGGUCCAUGGAAACAUGUUCAUCGAGGUUUGUACAGACUGCAACCCAGAAGCCCAAUACGUGCGUCUCUUUGAUGUAACAGAGAGAACGGCCUGCAGAAGGCAUAACACCGGUCGCCGAUGCCAUACCUGCGGGGGACCACUCAGGGAUUCCAUUGUUCACUUUGGUGAGAAGGGAGCAGUUGAACGACCAUUGAAUUGGCCAGGUGCCGUCUCGGCAGCCAGUGAGGCAGACAUGAUACUGUGUCUGGGUUCUACACUUAAGGUUCUGAAGCGGUAUACUUGUCUGUGGGGGACAAACCGAGCAAAAGCCAAGCAACCCAAGCUGUACAUCGUCAACCUUCAGUGGACACCAAAAGAUAAGAUGGCAGUGCUGAAAAUCCACGGCAGAUGUGACAGUGUGAUGGAAAAAGUCAUGUCCAAGCUGGAACUGAAGAUACCAGAAUACAAAAGGUCACAUGAUCCAAUUUUCUCCAUGGCAACUCCACUACGGAAGGAGGAACUAAGCACAUUCAGCACCAAAUUGUUACAAACUCCGAUUCCAGAAUCAGUCAAGCAGGAACUAGCUCCAGCCGGUUCAGACCGGGUGGAACCAGACCCGACCGGUUCAGACCAGGAUGUCAAAGGGAGUACCGGGGAUUCACAGGUUGCCGUACAACCAUCUGAUAUGGGAACCGUUAAGAGAGAACUAGCCGCAGAUGUGGACAAUGCGGGUGGAGGGCAGAUAGGGAAGGAUUUGUCAGCUCCUUGUGACGGGGACCAGCCAACAUCAGUGGUAACCAAACCAGGCUGGUUUGGUAAAGGUUAUCACAGGAAAAUAACGAGAAGUCGGAAACGUAGGAAAUUCUCACAAGAGUCUGUGUGAUACUUGCUAGGUAGGAUCUGUGGGCACCUCUUGAACUUCCUCAUCCCAUUUUGGUGUCUUCCUGUGAACUCGAGUUCAACUUGACGUAUUGUCGUAUAACGUGGAACUGCCAAAAGAAGCCUUUGGAAUAUUUAGGCUACAAACCGUGUGUCAUUGCAAUAACUCGAGUUAGACUGUAUGACAAGAAACAUGCUUGCAAGUAGAAGUUCAAUUUGGAGCUUUAGGUCAAAGGUCAAGGGCAAUAUGCCUAACCCUUACAAACUGUUUCAUCAAUAGUUUACAAUUGACAGGGUAAAGUGUCAUCAAAUGUGGGCAGUAGCCUUUUUUAGUGGAAUCAAAGAGGUAAGGAAAUUUGAGGCCACAGUUUAAUAUUUAUUUUAUCUAGACUAAACUAUGUUGAUUGAAAUUAUUGUUACUUUUUCAAGUAGUUUGUUACUUUUAUAAGGAUUUUUACUUGAUCAAGUAAAACGUCACUUAACCUAUGUUUUAAAUCUUACACAUUCUUAAUGGGGUUUGAAGAAUAGACUUUUUAUUAAAGACAACAUAUUACGAGGAGA